Messenger RNA from Exophiala mesophila, 2331 nucleotides. RefSeq lists its product as uncharacterized. NCBI's taxonomy places the organism in Eukaryota, Fungi, Ascomycota, Eurotiomycetes, Chaetothyriales, Herpotrichiellaceae. The record is from RefSeq and is a predicted model, not a curated record. Bases 247 to 1947 code for a protein of 566 amino acids. Gene Ontology annotation, biological process: UDP-N-acetylglucosamine biosynthetic process; carbohydrate metabolic process. Gene Ontology annotation, molecular function: magnesium ion binding; phosphoacetylglucosamine mutase activity. The transcript is spliced from 6 exons.
AUCAGAUAUUCAUCUUCACUUGCUGAUCCUCUGCUGAUCUCGAUCCAUCAUCCUCAUCCCUCCCUUCGCUUAUAGACUCACGAGCCCCCAACAUAGAUUCACAACUCGCCUCCAAUUUUCUCGACUCUAUUCUUUGAAUCAAGCGUGCUGCGCUUCUCCCAAUCUCUUAUGUGGCACAUUCCACUCCAACUCCCCCCCUCCGCCUGAUCUGCCGCAUCGCUUUAGACCGCUCUGAUCUGUUCAACCAUGGCCUAUUCCAAUCCUCGGGACUCGGUCUUCAACAAGCCAAAGCCUGUCGUUACCCUUCCCGCCGGAAUCCUCGACGGCAUCACCCAGUCCGCCCAGCCCUACCCAAUCCCUCAAGGACGGAAGUUUGAAUAUGGCACCGCAGGGUUUCGCAUGAAAGCCAAUGCUGGCUUGGAUCACGUCAUUUACACUGUUGGUCUCAUUGCAGCUCUGCGGUCAAAGAAGCGCAAUGCCACCGUUGGUAUCAUGAUCACAGCUAGCCACAAUCCUGCUGAGGAUAAUGGGGUCAAGUUGGUGGACCCUCUGGGUGACAUGCUUGAGCAAUCUUGGGAGGCUUAUGCCACGACACUCGCCAACACUCCCAACGAUCAGUUAGCAAAGGCAUACGAACAACUAACCAACGACCUCCUAGUUGAUGAAAUUCGCCAACUCCAUGAACGGCCUGCCAAGGUCGUCUUUGCCCGCGACACCCGCGCUUCCGGUCCUUACCUUACCACGGCUCUGAAAGCUGCCCUGGAGGCCGCAGGGGUCGAGUACAAGGACUAUGGCAUCUUCACUACCCCACAGCUUCAUUACGUCGUGCGCUGUAUCAAUACUUUGAAUUCGCCGUACGAGUUUGGUGAGCCAACCGAAGAGGGCUAUUACAAGAAGACGGCAAAUGCCUUCAAAACAAUCAUGCACGGUCGCUCCAUCAAUGGUUCCGUCACAGUAGACUGUGCCAAUGGUGUUGGUGGUCCCAAGUUGAGGGAGCUGAUCAAAUACCUUCCUAGUGCCAAGGAUGGUGGCAUCGACAUCAAGGUCGUCAACGAUGACGUGGUCAAGCCCGAGGCGCUCAACCUUGAUUGUGGAGCAGAUUAUGUCAAGACCAAACAGCGCGCGCCUCCAACCUCAAAGGCUCAACCUGGGGAUCGAUGCGCCUCCUUGGAUGGAGAUGCUGAUCGUCUCGUCUACUACUAUACUGAUGAAAAUCAGACUUUCCACCUGCUCGACGGUGAUCGGAUUGCUACCCUUGCUGCGGUCUUUCUCGCCGACAUCGUCCGGAUUGCCGGUAUCGACCAGAAAAUCAAGAUGGGCAUCGUACAGACGGCUUACGCCAACGGAGCUUCUACUGAAUAUGUGGAAAAGGUGCUCAAAUUGCCCGUCACCUGCACUCCUACCGGCGUCAAGCAUCUCCAUCAUGCUGCGGCUCGAUAUGAUAUUGGUAUCUAUUUUGAGGCUAAUGGACACGGAACCAUUCUCUUCUCCGACAAUGCCAUCAAGAUCAUCAAGGAAUCGGAGCCCAAGUCGCCAGGCCAGAAACAUGCCCUUGAAUCUCUUCGUGCCUCAAUCGAUCUCAUCAACCAAGCGGUGGGAGACGCUAUCUCCGAUCUCCUCUUCGCCGAGGUCGUUCUCGCUCAUAAAUCAUGGACACCCGAGAAUUGGCUCAACACCUACAUCGACUUGCCCAACCGCUUGGUUCGAGUAGAAGUACAAGACCGAUCCAUUUUCAAAGCCACUGACGCUGAACGAAAGUUGGAAUCUCCGAAGGGAGCACAAGAAGAAAUCGACAAACUCUGUCAGCUAUACGUCAAGGGACGAUCUUUUGCUCGAGCAUCAGGAACGGAGGAUGCCGUGCGGGUGUAUGCAGAGGCACAUUCCAAAAUCGAGGCGGAGAAACUGGCCAGCCAAGUGGCAGAAGUCGUCCGAAAAUACGGUACUUAGAAGGUGAUGGAACGACUUCGGUCUUCACGGUCUGUGGCCAAUCGACGGGUUUCUCGUAACAACGGCAAGGUUCUCAGCCACUUGCCGGUGAGAAAACCACGGUGCCGAUCACGCUGAACAAUCUACACGGAAGGCUAGAGGUUUAUGAAUUCACGAUGAAUCCGGGGUUCGAAGACAAUGGGAGGGCUUCUUAUAAAAACAGUACCAAAAGCACGGUGAAUAGCCAGAGCAUCAGACAUGAGGGCAUGAAGGUAUGAAUGAAGUCAUGGAGGAAACGUGCGAUGGUUGGCAUAGCGACUGGCGCAUCAUCAGAUACUAGUUAGGAUAGGUCAGAUCUCUCAUCUCUCGAUUUCUCUCUCUCCUCUCCGCCCCGACAUGGAUGUG